AUGUCUAUUUUGAUUGGGUAGAUAAUCUUGACGUUACUGACAGAAAUCACUAUUCAGAUGCAGAUGACGACGAUGAUUUAAGCAUCCAGCAAAAAUCAAAGUCGGUAAAUUCAAAAGGUAAAAAUCGUGCAUCUAGUUCAUACACAUACGAUGAAUAUCCACGAGUUGUUUAUGAUGAUGAAAUCGGUGAAGGAUCUAAUAGUCAGGAAGUAGAGGUGGUAGAGGUAUCAGACGUCGUGGCUUCGCUUCAAAAUGAAUUACGAGCAGCUUUGCAAAAGAAUCUCGCUGACGAAAAUCCGGUAGGGCCGACUGAUAACGAACAGUUGACUUUUUAUGCGUUAAUUGGCUACAAAGCGGCUCUCAAAGACUCUGCUUUCUAUAUAUCUGCGCCACCACCACCUACUGAGAAUGAAUUUGAAAGAUAUGCGGACAUGGAUCAGUUUCUUCAAGAAGAGGAUGAACUAGCAGAUACAACUGAUUUUGUAGAAAAUUACUUUGAUAAUGGUGAAGGGGAUGACCUAGAUGAUGAUGAAG
Racocetra fulgida is the source of this 534-nucleotide messenger RNA. Lineage: Eukaryota; Fungi; Glomeromycota; Glomeromycetes; Diversisporales; Gigasporaceae. The record is from the annotation of a GenBank genome assembly.